AUGACUUCGGUUCUCAUUUAUUCAGUUUUUCUCGCUGUUAUCCUAUCGAAUUUCGUUCAGUCAUCCUAUCCUGGUGAUGGAUGCUGUGUUACGUGGAGUGGCGAUGGUAGUUGCUGCAUGAAUAGCUUCUUUCAAUGCUGUGUAGAUGCUGCUCCAUAUGUCGACUAUUAUUCAGUUAACAACUUCUACGGUGUAGGUGGUUAUUAUCCUGCUGGCGGAUGGAGAGGAGGUGGUUGGCAUCAUGGAGGUGGUGGUUGGCAUCAUGGAGGCGGUGGUUGGCAUCAUGGAGGCGGUGGUUGGCAUCAUGGAGGCGGUGGUUGGCAUCAUGGAGGUGGUGGCUUUCAUCAUGGAGGCGGCGGUGGUGGACGUCGAGGAUAA
Messenger RNA from Adineta ricciae, 378 nucleotides. NCBI's taxonomy places the organism in Eukaryota, Metazoa, Rotifera, Eurotatoria, Adinetida, Adinetidae. The record is from the annotation of a GenBank genome assembly.